Messenger RNA from Diceros bicornis minor, 3728 nucleotides. It is a transcript of the gene HACD2, whose product is annotated as 3-hydroxyacyl-CoA dehydratase 2. Gene Ontology annotation, cellular component: endoplasmic reticulum membrane. Lineage: Eukaryota; Metazoa; Chordata; Mammalia; Perissodactyla; Rhinocerotidae. The transcript is spliced from 7 exons. Gene Ontology annotation, biological process: sphingolipid biosynthetic process; fatty acid elongation; very long-chain fatty acid biosynthetic process. Gene Ontology annotation, molecular function: 3-hydroxyacyl-CoA dehydratase activity. The record is from RefSeq and is a predicted model, not a curated record. Bases 33 to 797 code for a protein of 254 amino acids.
CGCGCGGGGAGAGCGGGCUCCGGACGCUUGACAUGGCGGCAGGGGCGGCGACUGCAGCAGCGAAGGGGAAUGGGGGCGGCGGAGGCCGGGCCGGGGCCGGCGAAGCUGGCGGCGCGCGGAAGAAGAAAGGCCCAGGGCCUCUGGCCACGGCGUACCUAGUCAUCUACAAUGUGGUGAUGACGGCGGGGUGGCUUGUUAUAGCAGUUGGUCUGGUCAGAGCAUACCUGGCUAAGGGUAGCUAUCACAGCCUUUAUUAUUCCAUUGAAAAGCCUUUGAAGUUCUUCCAAACUGGAGCCUUACUGGAGAUUAUACAUUGUGCGAUAGGAAUUGUUCCAUCUUCUGUUGUCCUGACUUCUUUCCAGGUGAUGUCAAGAGUUUUUCUAAUAUGGGCAGUAACGCAUAGCGUCAAGGAGGUACAGAGUGAAGACAGUGUCCUCCUGUUCGUUAUUGCCUGGACAAUCACAGAAAUUAUCCGUUACUCCUUUUAUACAUUCAGUCUAUUAAACCAUCUGCCUUACCUCAUCAAAUGGGCCAGGUACACGCUUUUCAUCGUGCUGUAUCCAAUGGGAGUGUCAGGGGAACUGCUCACGAUAUAUGCCGCCUUGCCCUUUGUCAGACAGACUGGCCUGUACUCCAUCAGUUUACCCAACAAAUACAACUUCUCCUUUGACUAUUACGCAUUCCUAAUUCUCAUCAUGAUCUCCUACAUUCCAAUUUUUCCUCAGUUAUACUUCCACAUGAUACACCAGAGAAGAAAGGUCCUUUCUCAUACUGAAGAACACAAGAAAUUUGAAUAGUUCCUGCUUCCUGCACUGCCCCCAAAAAACAAACUUUUCAAUGACAAAAAAUGCUGCAGACUUUUUGAGUUCCUAAUACAUUUCAUAGAAAAUAAGUAAGAACUAUUUUUAAAAUAUUUAAAAAAUAAAACAAAAACCAAAAUUCAGUAUCACGUGGGCCUAGGAUUUUAUUUAAAAAAAAAAAAAGCUGUUACAUGAAACAUCCUGGCUGGUCCAUUUCAGCAUGCUCUUUCAACCAGAAGUUCCCAAUAUUUAUGAUGGCGCUAGAAAAGGAUUUGGCAUUUUAUAUCCUCCUGUUUCCUUCAUGUAUCUGAUAAAUAAAGAGCUGAACACUAAAUACUUGAGAGUUACAGUCUAAGUAAUGAAGUUGGACCAGUUGAAUGCCCAGCUCGUGGUAGAGUUAUAUUUCAGUCUGCAGUGUGUUUAAUUAGCAUUCCCUUUUCAAAGUGCUUGACUGCAUGCUGGAAACUCUCUGUAUUUUUGAAGCGGCAAACUUUGGAAUGCUCUGAAGUUAUGGCUGGGACCUGUCCCCUCCUAUCUAGCAAGUGAAUUAUACAAUGUAUAUGUCUGUGACGCUUUGGGGUAGAACCUUAAUCAGAAAACAACUAAAACCUUUUGUUUGUUUUCAGUUGAGUCCUCACUGCCUGCCACUAAGAAACAGUGCUUGAAUUUAAUAAGUUUGUGUACGUUGUAGAGAUCUUACCUUAUCUGGGGCUCAGCCUCUAUCAUAUUUUAACAGAAUGACAGUCCUCAGAAUGUAAAUGACAAGUACCUUUCACAGCCCCAUUCUCAGAACACCUGUGAAGGAUGUAUUUGCCAACAGCUAUUCUCAUUUAUGGUCCUGAAGGCAGUCCAGGCACAUGGAAGUAGAGAAUCUGUUAUUGCAAGCACAUGGAAGGUGUUACUUUAGGAAUGUAGUCCGGAAGAACAUUCAGGAAUAGGUUUAUACACCAUUAUUAUUUGAUUUUUAAAUUUUCAUUCAGCUCUUCAUUCAGGCUCCUUCUCCUAAUUAUGGUCCUGUGUAAUCCCACCGAGUUGUGAGUCCAGAGGCAGUGAAGAGUUCCAGUUGGGCAGUCAUGAACCAAAGGCAGUGUCCUCCCCGCAUGUUGGAGCAGCCAAGAAAUAAUUUAGUCAGAUGGACACUGUAAUUAACAGUAUGUCUUCAUACCAUUUAAUUGCUCAACUGUACAUUUAAGACUCUUCAGGAAAGGGUUGGAUGAAAAUGUAAAGCCCAGGUGUAGAUGUGCAUUAGAUUUUAAACACAGAAUGUUCUCGGUGGUGCCUUUUUUUUUCUUAAUUGAUUGCUCUUUAAAAUUUUACAAGUCUAGUUUACUAGCUUACUAGUUUUCAUUUAAAAUAUAAUUGCUAAUAUCAGAAGAGUAUCAUAAUGGAAGAUAAUUUUUAAGUGCGUAGUUUCAUAGAAGCUGGAAAAUUAAGAUGAAAAUGAGAAGAAAGUAUGCAGCGUAAAAUUUAAUGCAGGCAAAUGUGUAAUAAAUUAUUUUUGAAUUGAACAUUAAAAUUCUGCUUCUUAAAAUCACUCUUAGGUGUGUUGAGAUUAGAAUCUAUUCUUGUACUUCAUGAACAAAAUAUGUGGGAAAGAUUAUUUUUCAUGCUUUUUCUUCUUCCAAAAUGUAUUUCUACUAUAAAAUAAAAUCAAUUUGGGUUAUAUUAGUCUUAUUACUUAGUUGGGGUAAGAUUUUUUUCAGUUGUUUUUGGAAUAGUUAUAGAACAUGGGAUGGAAAAUGUAGGUUUUCCAGGAUUGCUGGAUUGGGGGUUUUAUUCAGGCCUCACUGUUAUAAUCUGUCACUAUUUGUGGAAAACAGUCUGUCGCAAACAGUGAUAUUGCAUCAAAUUGAACUUUGGCAACAAGAGCACAGCAAACAACUCCCUUCUCAAAAAAGGUCUCAACCCCAGUGUGUAUUUUUGUCCAUCAACAUUUAAAAUGCUCAUGGCAGAUAAGUGAGGAAUGCCACCAUGUCCUUCAGUCACCUCUCAGGAACCGGUUUCUUUAUCUCUAACAUGAAUUAAGUUCUCCUUUGAAGUGGUGGUGUUCUUUUAUUAACUGAGAACAUCUAACCCCACCAAAUGCCACAUCGUCUUAUAAAGUGUGAAUGAAGAGGGUGGUGUUGGGUGGGUAUUUUGUCAGACUUCUCGUUUUCAUUUAAGGGCCUAUUCAAAGGCAUCAUCUGCCUGGCUGCCCACUUGACUGGGUGUUUCAGAUCCCCCCUCCGGGGACCACCUUUUAGCAGAGAAUUCUUUGAAGUACGUAGCAGUGCUUUGUAGACACAAGGUGCUAACCGGCAUGUUGCUGUGUUCUGUUUGCUAAGGUUGGGAUCAUUCAUUAAACUCAUCCUGACCAUUAUCACGGGCACCCUGGAGAUUUAGUGAUGGAAAAAGCACUCUCCUCCCCACCCCAAAACAAGUUCGGUCCUCAGGAGCGCACUUCUGACAGGAAGGGUGUAGAGGAUGUGGAGUUAAAGAGGCGUGUGAGGAGAUUGUGCCCUCGCUUCCACUUGUUUUUUUAGUUAUUCAUUUAUAAUAAAAGGUUGGCAUUGAUGUGGUACAACCUGCAAAUUAUUUUCAAUUCUGAGUUUCAGAUAAAACAUUAUAAAACAUCAGAAUCAGUACAUACUGCUCCUUUGAAAUUUGGGUAAAAAAUUAGACAACCAUAUAUAUAGUCAUUUUUGUAUUUUUUCUAUGUUGUGAAAACCAAAAUUGUAAUUUUAUAAGUCUUUGAUUCACUAAAAUUAUAUAAUUUAAAUGUAUUUUUUGUAUAUUUAGAAAUAAGGAGUUCAAAGACUAUGCUUAACUUUCUAUGCAUGCAUUUGGAAGCUGUUUUUACCUGAUAUUGUUAAUGUGGUAAGAAGUUGUAGUCAUAAAAUACUGAUCUGUCUUGCAUUUCAAAAUAAACUGGUGUGUGCUCUGCCUGGA